UUCGUAAAGUAGUUUGAAACUGCGUGCCGGGUCUCCACUGUCGUCUAGUCAAAUGUUUUUACACCAGGAGUAAAGAAAACUGAAACACCCACUUAUGACUGUUAUGAGAAAUGGCGGCAGAUUCCGACAGUUUUGUACAGCUUCGGUUUCAUUGCUUGAGAAACCUGUCGACAAGUUCUUACACGAAGCCCGUAUCCCGAAUCAUGUGGUUUCUUUCGAUACGAAUUACCAGCUUCGACACCUCAUCGAUUCGGGGAAUCUGCGAGAUGCUCGCCAAAUGUUCGACAAAAUGCCACACAGAGAUGUCUUCUCAUGGACAGCCAUCAUUCAGGGAUACGUAGCUGCCACAAACUAUAACGAAGCGCUGAUUCUCUUCUCCGCAAUGCACGUCGAUCCUCGCGUCUCAGCAGAUACCCACGCGCUGAGUGUUGCACUCAAGGCCUGUGGUCAAAGCUCCAACCUUUCGUUUGGAGAGUCUUUACACGCUUUUGCGGAGAAAACUUCUCUGCUCAGCUCUGUCUACGUCGGAAGUGCUUUAAUUGAUUUGUACAAGAGAACCGGAAUGAUCGACAAGAGCUGCAGAGUUUUCACUGAAAUGGACUUUAAAAAUACGGUGACGUGGACGACAAUCAUAACGAGCCUUGUUCACGCUGGUCGCCACAAGGAAGGACUUUGUUACUUUACCGAGAUGUCGAGGUUCAGAGAACUACCUGAUACUUUUACUUUUGCUAUUGCCUUGAAGGCUUGUGCAGGUUUGCGUCAGCUCAGAUACGGACAGGGGAUUCAUACUCAUGUGAUAGUGAAAGGCUUUGGUGCUGUACUCUGUGUGGCUAACUCGCUCUUCACAAUGUAUACCGAGUGUGGGGAGAUGCAAGACGCGCUGCUUUUGUUUGAGAGUAUGAUUGAGAAGGAUGUUGUUUCGUGGACAAGCCUUAUCACUGCGUAUAGCCGUAUAGGUCAAGAGGAAAACGCGGUUAAAACUUUCUUACUGAUGAGAAACUCUGAAGUAUCUCCUAAUGAACAAACGUUUGCGUCCAUGUUUGCUGCUUGCGCGAGUCUUUCUAGGCUCGUUUGGGGAGAGCAGCUCCACGGUAACGUUUUAUCUCUAGGGAUAGUUGAUUCUUUGUCAGUUAUCAACUCUAUGAUGAAGAUGUAUUCAACAUGUGGGAGGCUAGACUCUGCUUCUGUUCUGUUUCGAGGAAUGAGAUGCAGAGACAUUAUCUCGUGGAGCACGAUCAUCGGAGGGUACUCUCAAGGCGGAUUUGUAGAUGAAGGUUUUGAGUAUUUCUCGUGGAUGAGACAAUCAGGGACAAAGCCUACUGAUUUUGCUCUCGCUAGUCUGCUGAGCGUUUCGGGAAACAUGGCGGUUCUUGAGCAAGGCAGGCAAGUCCACGCGCUUUCGCUUCACCUCGGUUUAGAACAGAACCCUACUAUACGCAGUGCGCUGAUUACUAUGUACUCAAAAUGUGGAAGCAUCGCAGAAGCUUCAAAGGUAUUCGAAGAAACAGAAAGAGCUGCUGAUAUUGUUGCUUUGACAGCUAUGACCAAUGGAUAUGCAGAACAUGGAAAGAGCAAAGAAGCUAUCGAUCUGUUUGAGAAGAGUCUAAACGUUGGUUUCAGACCAGACACUGUGACUUUCAUCAGCGUACUCAACGCCUGCGCUCAUUCGGGACAGCUCGACGUCGGUUUUCACUACUUCAACCUGAUGCAAGAGAGGUAUAACAUGAGUCCAGCCAAGGAACACUACGGUUGCAUGGUGGAUCUGUUGUGCCGAGCAGGACGGCUAAGCGAAGCAGAGAAGAUGAUCAAUGAGAUGCCGUGUGAGAAGGAUGACGUGGUCUGGACCACGCUUCUGAGAGCGUGUACGGCCAAAAGAGACAUUGAACGUGGGAGAAGAGCGGCGGAGAGGAUAUUGGAGCUGGAUCCUACUUCUUCUAUUGCGCUCGUAACACUAGCUAAUAUAUAUUCGCGCACAGGGAAGUGGAAAGAGGCUGCAAUUGUAAGGAAGAGUAUGAAAUCGAAAGGCGUGAUGAAAGAGCCUGGAUGGUCUUCGGUUUUGAUCAAGGAUAAGGUUUCAGCUUUUGCAUCUGGCGGUCAGUCCCAUCCACAAUGUGAAGAUAUAUACAGUAUCUUGGAAUUAGUAGUUAAUAGAUACGAUUGUGCAAUAAAGGGAGCUUUUGAGUCAAUUCAAAUUUGUGAUCCUUAACUCUUUAAGUGGUAAGGGUGAUGAUUACUAUGUAGCUCAGACAAUGUGGAAACAAAAGGAAUACUAUUAAAGCAUUUAACUUGUCA
This is a messenger RNA of Brassica napus (rape), 2292 nucleotides long. RefSeq names its product putative pentatricopeptide repeat-containing protein At3g47840. The record is from RefSeq and is a predicted model, not a curated record. Gene Ontology annotation, biological process: RNA modification. The coding region runs from base 95 to 2206 and encodes 703 amino acids. The transcript has a single exon. Gene Ontology annotation, molecular function: RNA binding; protein binding. NCBI's taxonomy places the organism in Eukaryota, Viridiplantae, Streptophyta, Magnoliopsida, Brassicales, Brassicaceae.